AUGUCAAAAUCAACAACUAAAGUACCAUUAACAGAUAAAGAUCGACGUAAACAAAUAUCUAUUCGUGGUUUACCAUUAAUUGAAAAUGUAGCAUCUGUUAAAAAAACUUUUAAUCGUCAUUUACAUUUUACUGUUGUUAAAGAUCGUAAUGUAGCUACAAAUCGUGAUUAUUAUUUAUCAGCAGCAUAUACUGUACGUGAUCAUCUUGUUGGUCGAUGGAUUCGUACACAACAACAUUAUUAUGAUACUGAUCCAAAACGUGUUUAUUAUUUAUCAUUAGAAUAUUAUAUGGGACGAUCAUUAUCAAAUAUGAUGGUUAAUCUUGGAAUUGAAUCUGAAAUAGAUGAAGCUUUAUAUGAACUUGGUUUAUCAAUUGAAGAAUUAGAAGAUUUUGAAGAUGAUGCUGGAUUAGGUAAUGGUGGUCUUGGUCGACUUGCUGCUUGUUUUCUUGAUUCAAUGGCUACACUUGGAAUAGCUGGUUAUGGUUAUGGAUUACGUUAUGAAUUUGGUAUAUUUCAACAAACAAUUAAAGAUGGUUUUCAAUGUGAAGAACCUGAUGAUUGGUUACGUUAUGGAAAUCCAUGGGAAAUUCCUCGACCAGAAUAUCAAAUUCCAGUUAAUCUAUAUGGUCGUGUUAUUGAACAAAAUGGAAAACCAAAAUGGGUUGAUACAAAAGUUAUUAUGGCUAUGCCUUAUGAUACAGCAGUUCCAGGAUUUAAUAAUAAUGUUGUUAAUACACUUCGAUUAUGGAGCGCAAAAGCAGCACAAAAAUUUAAUUUUCAAUUUUUUAAUGACGGUGAUUAUCUUAAUGCAGUAAGUGAACAAAGUUUAGCUGAAAAUGUUACACGAGUACUCUAUCCAAAUGAUAAUUAUCAACAAGGCAAAGAACUUCGUCUUAAACAAGAAUAUUUUCUUGUCGCUGCUACUCUAUCAGAUAUAAUUCGACGAUAUAAACAUUCGAAAUUUGGAGUUUCUUCAACAACUCGAGAUGAUUUUAGUACUUUUCCAGAUAAGUAUCGUGUAACAAUGGCUGAAGAAAUAAUUCCAGCAGCUGAUUUAUCUGAACAAAUAUCACUUGCUGGUAUGGAAGCAAGUGGAACAUCAAAUAUGAAAUUUAUGUUAAAUGGUGCUUUAACAAUUUGUACAUUAGAUGGUGCAAAUGUUGAAAUGGCUGAAGAAGUUGGUAAUGAUAAUAUUUUUAUAUUUGGUAUGACAGUUGAAGAAGUUGAACAACGUAAACGAGCAGGAUAUAAUCCAAGAUAUUUUUAUGAACAUAAUAUUGAACUUAAACAAGUUCUUGAUCAAAUUCAAGAUGGAUAUUUUUCACCUGAAAAUCCUGAUCUAUUUCAUGAUAUUGUUAAUAGUUUAUUAAGUGAAAAUGGUGAUCAUUAUAUGCUUUUAGCUGAUUAUGAAAGUUAUAUAAAAUGUCAAGACAAAGUUUCUGAAACAUUUAAAGAUCCAAUUAGUUGGACAAAGAAAUGUAUUUUAAAUAUUGCUGGAUCAGGUAAAUUUUCUAGUGAUCGUACUAUAGCUGAAUAUGCACGUGAAAUUUGGGGUGUUGCACCAAUUCUUGCACCAUUACCACAUCCACAUGAAGGUCGACCUGGUACAAAACAUGAAGGUGAAACAACUAUUCAUAGUUCACCGUCAAUUAAUGAACAUGGAAAAAAAUAA
Messenger RNA from Rotaria sordida, 1674 nucleotides. Lineage: Eukaryota; Metazoa; Rotifera; Eurotatoria; Philodinida; Philodinidae. The record is from the annotation of a GenBank genome assembly.